Molecule: messenger RNA, 6830 nt
Organism: Pezoporus flaviventris
Lineage: Eukaryota; Metazoa; Chordata; Aves; Psittaciformes; Psittacidae
Gene: JAKMIP2
Product: janus kinase and microtubule interacting protein 2
Exons: 21
Coding region: 310-2829 (839 amino acids)
Molecular function (GO): kinase binding; microtubule binding
Source: RefSeq, a predicted model, not a curated record
CGCAGGCCUCAGCCGCGGGGAGGCGGCGGGGCGGGCGCCCGCCGUCAGCGUCGGCGCGCAGGAGUCCGGCGGGGCCGGUGCUGGGCGCUGGAGCCGUCGCGGCAGCGGGAAGAUGGAUGAGCUGCGUUCGUCCCUCGCCGCUCGGCAUCCUCCUCUGGCCGCGGCACGGGCUUCCAAAGCAGCUGAGUCCAGGAGCUUAAGGAAUGCCAUGCAGUAGGUGCUGAACUAAGUGGCACUGAAAGGAACAGAAAAAGAUGGCAGUCUGUAUUUGAAGUAAUUAAACACGUGGACUCUCGCUGAUAAGAAACCAUGUCCAAAAAAGGACGUAGCAAGGGCGAAAAGCCUGAGGCACUGAUUGUUGCCCUACAGGCUGCCAAUGAGGAACUCAGGACCAAGCUAACAGACAUUCAAAUUGAGCUGCAUCAAGAGAAAUCAAAGGUUGCUAAACUUGAAAGGGAGAAGACUCAAGAAACUAAGCGCAUCCGCGAGGUGGAGCAGCGCAAGCAGACUGUGCAGAUCACAGAGCUAAAAGCCAAACUCCAUGAGGAGAAAAUGAAGGAGCUGCAGGCUGUGAGGGAGAACCUCAUCAAACAGCAUGAGCAGGAGAUGACACGGAUGGUCAAAGUCCGAGACAGUGAAAUCCAGCGCCUGAAGUCAGCGCUGAGUGCGCUGCGGGAUGGGAGCAGUGAUAAAGUAAGGACAGCGCUGACUAUUGAGGCUCGUGAGGAGGCCAGAAAGCAGUUCGACUCUGAGCGCCUUAAACUUCUGCAGGAAAUUACUGAACUGAAGUCUGCCAAAAAGCAGGUAGAUGAGGCCCUUAACAAUAUGAUCCAAGCCGAUAAGAUCAAGGCAGGGGAUCUUCGGAGUGAGCAUCAAUCCCACCAGGAAGCCAUUUCCAAGAUCAAAUGGGAGAGUGAAAGGGAUAUUCGCCGCCUGAUGGAUGAGAUCAAGGCUAAAGACAGGAUCAUAUUUUCCUUGGAGAAAGAAUUGGAGACACAGACAGGCUAUGUACAGAAGCUGCAGCUGCAGAAGGAAGCACUGGAUGAACAGCUCUUCUUGGUGAAGGAAGCAGAGUGUAACAUGAGCAGUCCCAAGAGAGAAAUCCCAGGAAGGGCCGGAGAUGGUUCGGAGCACUGCAGCAGCCCUGACUUGCGCAGAAACCAGAAGAGGAUAGCAGAGCUGAAUGCCACAAUCCGGAAGCUGGAGGACAGGAAUACGUUGCUUGUUGAUGAACGAAAUGAACUGCUGAAGCGUGUCCGAGAAGCUGAGAAACAAUGUAAACCUCUUCUGGAAAAGAACAAGUGCCUCACGAAGAGAAAUGAUGAACUUAUGCAGUCUUUGCAGCGUAUGGAAGAUAAACUCAAAGCAGUUACUAAAGAAAACAUAGAAAUGAGAGAAAAAAUUACAUCACAUCCUCCUCUAAAGAAAUUAAGAUCUCUCAAUGACCUGGAUCAGGCUAAUGAGGAACAAGAAACUGAAUUCUUAAAGCUUCAGGUCAUAGAACAACAGAACAUAAUUGAUGAGCUAACGAGGGACAGGGAGAAACUCAUUCGUCGCAGAAAGCAUAAAAGAAGCUCAAAGCCAAUUAAAAGACAUGUGGUGGAUACAGUUUUUGGGUAUGAUGAUGAUUCCAUGGACUCUGAAACAUCCUCUGUGGCCUCAUAUAGAACAGACAGAACACCAGCAACCCCAGAUGAUGAUCUAGAUGAGGGUUUAGCAGCAGAAGAAUCAGAGCUGCGGUUCCGACAGCUGACAAAGGAAUACCAGGCCCUGCAGAGAGCAUACGCACUACUGCAGGAGCAGACGGGGGGCAUCAUAGAUGCUGAAAGAGAAGCCAAGGCUCAGGAGCAGCUCCAAGCUGAAGUCCAGAGGUAUAAAGCUAAAAUAGAAGAUCUGGAGAAAACUUUAGCACAGAAAGGGCAGGACUCGCACUGGGUGGAGGACAAACAGCUUUUCAUUAAAAGAAACCAAGAGCUUUUAGACAAGAUAGAGAAACUGGAAGGAGAAAACAACCGCCUGCAACAGGAGCUUCAGGAUGCCCGAGACCAGAAUGAGCUGCUGGAGUUCCGCAACCUUGAGCUGGAGGAAAGAGAGAGACGGUCCCCACCAUUUAAUCUCCAGAUUCACCCAUUCUCAGAUGGUGUGAGUGCUCUACAGAUCUACUGCAUGAAGGAAGGGGUUAAGGAUGUCAGCAUCCCAGACCUCAUAAAGCAGUUAGACAUCCUAGGUGAUAACGGAAAUUUGAGAAAUGAAGAACAAGUGGCCAUAAUCCAGGCCUCCACUGUGUUGUCCUUGGCAGAAAAGUGGAUCCAGCAGAUUGAGGGAGCUGAAGCUGCUCUGCAUCAGAAGAUGAUGGAACUGGAAAGUGAUAUGGAGCAGUUUUGCAAAAUAAAAGGUUAUUUGGAGGAAGAAUUGGACUACAGGAAGCAGGCUCUUGACCAGGCAUACAUGAGGAUCCAGGAGCUUGAAGCCACCUUGUACAAUGCUUUGCAGCAAGAAACAGUGAUAAAGUUUGGGGAACUACUGACUGAAAAACAGCAGGAAGAGCUGAGGACAGCAGUAGAAAAGCUAAGACGUCAGAUGCUGAGGAAAAGCAGAGAAUAUGAUUGCCAGAUUCUUCAGGAGAGGAUGGAACUGCUCCAGCAGGCUCAUCAGAGGAUCCGAGAUUUAGAAGAUAAAACUGACAUCCAGAAGAGACAAAUUAAGGAUCUGGAGGAAAAGAGUGCCCGACCACAGCUCAGUCCAUAUAAAGGCAAAUGCUUCCACCCCCUGAUGAAGAGAACAUUGUUUACACCUAUUUUAAAAAGUAUAACAUUGAACAACCUGUAGCCAAGACUGCAACCACCUUGUAUUUUAAAGCCAUCACUCAAGAUUUGUUACUUGACAGUUCCUUUCUAAAGCUAUGAUAUAUGCUGCAUCUAAUGAAAUUCUACAUGUUGAAAUUGGAAAAGGGGAAGAAAAACAAACUGUGAACCUACAUCACUUGGGAAGAACUUAACGGGAAGGAACCACUUUCAGCUGAUCAAGUCAGUGUGUCUUGGGCAUGGAACCAAAGUUACAACAGAAAAACCUAUCCCUGCUGUGCAGGGCAAUCAUUUAAAUGUGAGAGCGUUGUACCACGAACAGAUCAAAAGUUGACAGGGCAGAAGAAACAUGAGCCAUGGAGAGAUGCUGACAACAAAGCGCUCAGUGUGAACUGUCUGGCUUUCUCACUGUAGGGACUCCUCCUCCCUUUGGUUUUAACCUCAGGAACAAAUUAUGGCUGCGAUGUGGGGGAAGAAAGGAAAAAUGCAGUGUGAUUUAACACAGGAUGGGCAGGACAGGGCACCACAGUUUGCACUUGAGACCAUAAAAGAGCACCACCCUACUCAGCAAAGGAAGGGAAGAAGAGGGUAUCUGGCAUAAGGAGGAUUUCUGAUGGAGUUCCAGCCUUAUCUCUCUUCACUCUCCCUCCAGGAAGAACAGCCUGUCUGUUGUCAGACACUUUUCAUACUCUAUUUAGAGACUGCCAUUGAGAUAAUAAUGACUGUACUUGGUUUUACUAUUUGAAUAAUACACUGAGGAUCACUGGAUUGGACCUGCAGAGUAGCUUCUGAGAAAGAAAAAAAGUGUUGGAGGGUGGAGGAGGGAAAAGUCCAUGUGGUACAAUCCACAAUGCAGCAGCUUCCAACUGUGUGGUCCCAGCUUGGAACAUAUGUUUUGGUUUAGCUUGUCAAACUGAUUUUGUUAGCUGGCUUCCUGAUCAGUGACACAUAAACCAAAACUGGGGACAAGCUGUGUGAACACGUCUUAUUAAGUCAAAAGUAUCGCUAGUCUUUAUAGAUUUUUCCACAGCUAAGGACCAGUAUGAGUAGUUUGCAUUUCAAAGCAUUACUUCCCCUUCUAACCACAAAGCUUGGAGCCCAGUCCUGGUGUCUCCCCGAGGUCUCACAGGUCCGUGCUGUGCAGUCAGGAGCAUCACAGAUGCAGCCGGCAUGGUGAGGUCCUGCACCCCACGAGCACUGCUGUGCUGAAUGGAAAGUACUGAACAGGGCACUUCUCUGUGCCACUGUUUCCAUCGGCGUGCAAAUGGAGUUGUACCUGUUUAGACUUUGGGUUCCUGUGGCAAGGCUCCUUUUUAAGUUGUCUUCCACGAUUGAGCCUUACUUUUUUCACUGAGAGAAAUGGAUGUCCGUAUUACAAAAUAGAAAACUGAGGGCCAGAAUACAGCCUGCGCAUUACUUAAACCUUCAAAAUAGGCCUCAAGUGUACCAACGCUUUACGCACACACCAGAAGCUUUAAAAGUGCUUUUAUAAACAGUCUGUCCUUUGUUUGCUUGUUUAUUUCUACAGAUGAAGCAACUGAGGCACAAAGCAGUGAAGUAACUUGCCACAGCAACUUCAGCAGGUCAGAAGCAGUUCCUUAGCUACAGCAGAGAUGAAGUUCCUUUAGUAUUGAGGGGUGCCUGCUCCUUGCAGGUAUUUGUUGGCCAGAAUAGCUUUUAUUCAUUAAUGUCCAUUCACCCAACUGGGUUGCAAUGCUGGGCUCCAUUUCUCCACAAAGACUCUUACCAUCCUCAUUUCUUGCAUGCCCUGAGAUUGAGUUAAGCCUUCCAUCAAACACUAGAAGCUAUUUAGCAAGUGAGUUUUUCCUGCUCCUUAAAAUUAAUUUAAAUUAUGGAAUGACCACAUCUUCCUUAAGCAGUCUGUUUCAGCCAAGGGGUUUACUGAAUUCUGCACCAGCUGUAUGUUGGUUGGUUCAUUUUUUUAAGACAGGCUUUUAGGCACGUAUGUUAAAUGAAUAUAGGUAUGUUGCAUGCUCUUUGUUCAAACUCUUUCCCCCAGAAGAAUCUGUGGUUAAAGUUGUCCCAAACCUACAUGUGCUUUCCAAGAGUGCUGCUAGCAGUUCAGUCCUGAAGCUCUGGAGUCAGCCCCUUUGGAAGUCUCAUCCACACACGUGACACCUUUAGAUCACUGAGCAACUUCACAACAUCUUAUUAGCUACAAAUGAGAGUUUCCUCUGUGGUUAUUCUCUCUAGCACCUCUCACUGUUUGUUUUCCUCUGUUGCAGUCCAUUGUUCCAGUUGGCUGCAGUGUCCUGCAAGGUGAAACAGGCUGUGGAAGUUCUUUGCCCUAGCAUUAGGGCCGGCAAUGAAACCAUUGAGCUCUUCCUGUAGAAUGAGCAGCGCCUGUUUUCUGUGACAGAGCAAAAGCUUCCACCUCUGCUUGGUUGAAAAAGAACAAAACAAAAGGAGGAUUAGAAAAGUUUGUUUCAGGCACUCAUGAGGAAGGGUCCUGGCAGAUAGAAAUCCCAUGUUUCUGGACACACUGACUGAUCUUGCGGCAGGCUUCAUCAGUUAGGCCCUCUGAACUGUGCUGUGCACAUCUUCAGUUACUUUUUUUUUGCCUAAUUUCCUCUCCUUCACUCUUCUGCACACGUGCACCUGCAGGUGCUAUGUUCCAAGGGCUCCAGGUGGCUGGGAGUGGUAUCAGUCCACAGCUUAUCUUGGUCUGCAGACUUGUAAACAAUUGAGUGUUCCCGCCAGAGAGCCUUGCAGCUGCUUUACUCUGCUUGCAGGGUAACAUAAGCCAUGCCUAAAACACACUUGCUGAUACUAGUAAUACAAACCUUCUGCUAUCAGCUAGAUCAAAAUGAGUUUGAUGGUUUUGUGUAUAUAUAUACAUGUAUCUAUAUACAAUAUAUAUGUAUAUGUACAUUUAUAUACAUACAUAUGCAUUUAUUCCCUAUUGUAUAUAGUAAAUCAUUGAUAUAGCUUAUGGAAGUGUACUUCCAAUCUAGGUGUGGGGAACUGAAUCUAGACUUGUUUAGCUGCUACAACUGGGGCACUCCUCAUGGUUUAGUUUUACAGCUCAUGGGCAACUCGGUUUUGGAUCUGUUUUUCUGAGCUCUCACCCCUUCGAUGUCCUGAAGCUGUUUAUCCAGGGCUUUCUGCUGCUCCUGGUACUCACUGAGGCAAAGUAUUGAGAAUCAUCCCUGAAAUCUCUCACUGCAGUCAACCCUCCCCAGACCAACCAACAAAAUGAAAACCGAUUUACUGCAGCUUUUGAGGACAGCAAAUGGAGCCCUGGAUUCCUCCCCCCACCCCCAUCCAUCCAUCCUGGCCCGUGGCAGGAGUUACUCAGGCUAUCCAUGUGGUCACAGGAACCAUGUAGUGCAAGUCAGCUUGACCAAAAUCUGAGUUGCUGCUUUUUCUCCACUGACUAAGGAGAUUUUCAAGACUCUUGUUUCAACUUUAAGCAUUCCAGAUGAGAGCCCAGUGAGGUGAGAUGGAUUUAGGCACUGCAGGUCACAGGAGGCUUCUUGCACUGUGACCAGCCUGCCUCCCACCUCCAUCCUCUCUUACUGACUGCGGGGACACCGUGGAGACUUUUCUGUAGGUGUUCCCCAUUUGCCAGCUCCCUGCCCUCAUCUCAGUAAGAAACACCCUCUGCCCCCCCCCCGAAGCUUCCUGGGCAGGCCAGGCUCUCCUGCUCCUUUGGGCAGGGCUCAGGAACAGCCACGCAGCUCCUGGCGAUUCCAAGCGUUUUUCCUUUCCCUCCCAUCAGCACCCAGGUGUUUUUUAUGUACUUUUUGUCCCCAUUUUUUUUUGUGUCUGUUCAGAACAGAAUUGUAAAUGACUUGGCAGAAUGACCCUUUGAUAAACACUGGACAUGUAUCUGUACUAUAUGUAUUAACGUGUAGAAGAGAAUCCUCAUUGUAUGUAAAGUUUUAUGAAUGGUUAUUUUUUAAUUUAUGUAUUUAAUAUAGGAUUCAAUGACCUCUGGUGUUUUAGUUUGUACAAAGAAUAAAACAGCAGCGUUUUUACAAAACAAAAUGCCACUUUACACUC